ACAGGUUCAAAUAUUACUUGGAUUAGUUAUUUAUUUCCCUUCAUCGUGGUGGUUAUUCAUUUGAAAUGCAGAGAACUGGACCAGAGCCCUUCAAAUUCCAGCAGCAGAGAGAUCCACUUUGGCCAGCUGCAUACAGAGUGGAUCUAUGUUGUCAAGAUCCAAUCAACAAAACACAAAUCACUCUAUGUAUUCCAGACAAGAGGAAUUUGAUACAAAGAAGGAGCUGGACUAUCAGAGGGGCUGGGCAGCAUCAGAGUGACAGCCGGUACCAUCUCCAGCAGGGGCUGAGUCGCUGGUGUGGAGGACAGAGCCACAGUCCCCGGCUUGCACCCUUCCAUGGGGCCAGCCAAACCCCCAGAAGGAUGGCAGCCGGGGCGUCUGAGCCAGCGCCUGGGCAGCCUGUGAGCACAGGGCGAAGCCUCAGCACUCGAAUGGCCAACGCCACAGGGCUGAGCGCCCCAGAAGUCGCAGCCUCGAUGGGAUUGAUCCUGGCGGCUCUCGUGGAGGCGGCGGCACUGCUGGGCAACGGCGCGCUGCUGGUGGUGGUGCUGCGCACGCCGGGACUGCGCGACGCUCUCUACCUCGUGCACCUGUGCGUCGUGGACCUGCUGGCAGCCGCCUCCAUCAUGCCGCUGGGCCUGCUGGCCGCUCCGCCGCCGGGGCUGGGCCGCGUGCGCCUGGGCCCCGCACCCUGCCGCGCGGCGCGCUUCCUCUCGGCGGCGCUGCUGCCCGCCUGCACGCUCGGCGUGGCGGCGCUCGGCCUGGCGCGCUACCGCCUCAUAGUUCAUCCGCUGCGGCCGGGCGCGCGGCCUCCGCCCACCCUCGUGCUCACGGCCGUGUGGGCGGCGGCCGGGCUGCUGGGCGCGCUCUCUUUGCUCGGGCCGCCGCCCGCACCGCCCCCGGCCCCGGCUCGCUGCUCGGUCCUGGCCGGGGGCCUCGGGCCCUUCCGGCCGCUCUGGGCGCUGCUGGCCUUCGCGCUGCCCGCCCUCCUGCUGCUCGGCGCCUACGGCAGCAUCUUCCUCGUGGCGCGCCGGGCCGCCCUGUGGCCCCCACGGCCCGCACGCGGGUCCCGGCCGCGCUCCGACUCUCUGGACAGUCGCCUGUCCAUCUUGCCGCCCCUCCGGCCUCGCCCGCCCUGGGGCAAAGCAGCCCUGGCUCCGGCGCUGGCCGUGGGCCAGUUCGCAGCCUGCUGGCUGCCUUAUGGCUGUGCGUGCUUGGCGCCUGCUGCCCAGGCCGCAGCGGCCGAGGCGGCCGUCACCUGGAUAGCCUACUCGGCCUUCGCGGCUCACCCCUUCUUGUACGGCCUGCUGCAGCGCCCUGUACGCCGGACGCUGGGCCGCCUUGCCCGCCGAGCGCUGCCGCGGUCCCCGAGAGCCUGCACUUCGCGGGCCUGGCACCCGCGGGCCCUCCUGCAGCGCCUCCAGAGACCUCCAGAGGGCCCUGCCCUUGGCGCUUCGGAGGCACCUGAACAAGGCCGGGACUUGACAGGAAGGGAGAGCCUGAGCAUGUCAGAGGCCACGUGAGAGAUGUCUCCCAGGGGACCACCCUUGGCCUCCCUCCAGCCGGCCACAGACCUCAUCCAGCUUGAAGGCGAUCAUGGAGACUGCGUGGAAGACAGCUGCUGUAGACCCAGUGAUGGUGGUGAUGCGCUCAGGGCAGGAGCCCUCAGAGAUGGUGAUCCGGGCACUGCUCUGCGGGUAUAGGACAAGCGGAGGGCAGCGGGGCUCCUUCUCUGCUUCCUGGCCAGGAAGCUGCCUGCCCCCCACUCACCAGGCCCCAGCCAAGGCUGGAAGUGGCCACCUUCUAGGGGCACUGACUGGUGAUCCUAGAUGGUGGAUUCAGGGACAGGGUGGAGCAUCUCCCCUCCCCUCCAAACCAGGUACCCUGGGCUCCCCUCCCAAACUCCAUCCUCACCUGUUCCCGGAUUCGCUUUACAGUCUCUCCUUUCUGCAGGAGACAAAACAGAGAAUGGCUCUUAGGCCGAGCAGUUGUUGCUUCCUUUCCUAGGCUGAGGUCUCAGGUUGAAGGGGACACACAGAAUAGAACAAGGCACCUACCUUCCCAAUUAUGCUGCCCACCUCCUGCAAACCAGACAAGAGUGAAGUCAGCAGCAUACCCAUACCCCAGGCACUGCCGUUUCCCCCACUGAGGGUGGGGUGGGUUGGGCUCCACAGGAGACAAGGAUACCCAAGAUCAAACUCCCUGCCACAAGCCGGCCAGGUCUUGCCUCACCUUCCCCUUUGCCCCCUCCUAAGCCACAGGGAAGCCCCCUCACCCCUCACACGCCCACCCCGCCUCCCCGCCUCACCUUCCCGUGCAUCAGCAUGCGCAGUGUGAGGGUGAUGCUGAGCUCCGGCUCCUCCUCCAGCCCCGCAUCUGAGCCGCUCAUCCUGUCAGGCGGGGCUGGGGCUGAGGCCGCCUGGGAACGCGUCCACACUGUGGCCUGGCCGGCUCUGCGGGGGCAGUGGGAGAGGGGUUAGAGAGGAGCUCCACUUUCUUUCAGGUCCCCUGCCCUUACGUGGGAAUCCCAAAGCCAAGCUCGACAAACUUCCAGAGCAGGGAGACAGCGUGGACCACAAGUUUCAAGUGUCACACUGACCGGUGUGCUGUGUGCGACUCACCAGCUGUGUAAGCCUGGCCAGCAUCUACAACCCUUCUGAGCCUCAGCUUCCCCAUCUGUACAAAGGGGAUACCAAGCCCAAUCCCCAGAGUUAACGAGAAUUAAAAUGAGUUGGGUGCCAGUG
This is a messenger RNA of Dama dama (fallow deer), 2744 nucleotides long. It is a transcript of the gene GPR62, whose product is annotated as G protein-coupled receptor 62. The record is from RefSeq and is a predicted model, not a curated record. Gene Ontology annotation, biological process: G protein-coupled receptor signaling pathway. Bases 66 to 1523 code for a protein of 485 amino acids. Gene Ontology annotation, molecular function: G protein-coupled receptor activity. Gene Ontology annotation, cellular component: signaling receptor complex; endosome; plasma membrane. The transcript is spliced from 6 exons. NCBI's taxonomy places the organism in Eukaryota, Metazoa, Chordata, Mammalia, Artiodactyla, Cervidae.